Ylistrum balloti is the source of this 567-nucleotide messenger RNA. RefSeq lists its product as uncharacterized. Lineage: Eukaryota; Metazoa; Mollusca; Bivalvia; Pectinida; Pectinidae. The record is from RefSeq and is a predicted model, not a curated record. Bases 1 to 567 code for a protein of 188 amino acids. The transcript has 5 exons.
AUGAAACAGAUAAGUAUUUUAUUUUCAUCAGAUAUAUUAGGUACUGGAUUAGCACAUUCUACCAAUGCGAGUGGUAUUAGACAGCCGGAAUCUGCUGGCGUUGCAGCCCCUCCUCCACCCCAUUCAGGUACAGCCAAGAAAGUGAAGCGAGCCCACGGAUCAGUGACGGACAUCCCGGAGGAACGCGAGAUAGGGGAAGAUGUGACGACUUUGAUUGGUGGGAUAACUCAGCCAACCCCUGCUGAGGAUCCUGUCGAACAGCAUGACCUGAGUCCAGGAGCGGGAAUACACACAACUCCGCCGAUGAACGAACAUACUUCCAUAUACCACACGGGCACGACUCUUCCGUACCAUCACCAUUCCUAUUCUACAACAGAGGAAGUGGAGCCAGAAGACCGUCUACCAGGAACAGGAAACUGCCCCGAGUUUGAAGACAUCACGAAAGAACAUCAUGUAAUUAUUCGACAUGAAAACUGCGAAAUAUUUAUAUCACAUGAUGAUUCCAUACGGUGGUUUGGACAGCCGGGGUUUAGUCCACCUUCAGUCUACGUCAGGAACUUUGUAUGA